Molecule: messenger RNA, 1563 nt
Organism: Adineta ricciae
Lineage: Eukaryota; Metazoa; Rotifera; Eurotatoria; Adinetida; Adinetidae
Source: the annotation of a GenBank genome assembly
AUGGGUGCAGCCAACGAUCGACUCUAUGACAUCGAAAAAUUCUCUCCGAGGAUGCAACAAGACUCAAACAAAACUUCGUCAAUCAAAGCUAUGCAUGAUCUAGCUCGACGACAUAAAAUUGUUGCUGAAUAUCAAUUAGAAAAAGAAUCUGGCCCAGCUCAUGCAAAAAUGUAUACAGUUCGACUUCGUCUAGGUGACAAGGAAUAUAUCGGUGUUGAUCGGAGUAUUAAACUAGCACAACGUGCAGCAGCAUUUUCAGCUCUUAAUGAUCACAGUUAUUUAUUGUCCAUAAAUCCACUGACACAAGAGAAACCAACUCCGCCCUCACCAACUGUUGCACUGAAUGCAUGGGCGGCUCGGCAUCAUAUACCAACUCGAUAUGUUUUACUAAAAGAACAGCAUCUUCCAGUGACAAAGAAUCCGUCGUGGAAUCGACCUCAAACUUUAUUCUAUUACCGUUUACAUUUCGGACAAGAUCUCGUUUUCGACGGGCAAGGUCCAUCGCAUCAACAAGCUCGGUCAAGUUGUGCUUCUCAAGCAUUACAUUUCAUACAGAAUAAUCCAGCGCCACUUAUCAUAUCAAUACCGACACAAAUUCAACCGAAAUCACCAAUCGCUCUUAUGUAUGAACGCGCAAAACAACUAGGUUUUUCAGUUCAACUUGAACAACAUGAUCCAUUAUCGGUAACAUACCGUAUUGGUGAACAAUACUUAACAACUGGUACAGGUCAAACAAAACAAGCUGCUAAAGAGAUCGCCGCAGAAAAGAUGCUCGAAAUCUUGCCUUCGCCUGCUGAAAAAGUUAAACCCAAGUCAAUUCGUAAACAUAACAAACAACAUAAGAAAUUCAUCGAACAGAAAGGCUCAACUGAAUACAGUCUUACUGAAGAGAUCAAUCCUAUCACUCGUCUUUAUCAAAUAGCCCAAGCACGUGAUACGCCUGUUGAAUUUAUCCAAUUAGAAGAACUUACCAACGAAAAGCAAUUCUUUUUUCAAGUGAAAUUUGGUGACAACGAAUGUGCAGAUGGUUGUGGUAAGAGUAAACAAGCAGCAAAACGCUGUGCUGCAGAAAACUUAAUAGCAAAAUUAAAUCCCGAACUAACAGGAUCUCUCAUGAUUUCAUUACCUCCUCCGCCUAUCAAAGGUUCACUUAAACGCAACGAAAGUUCUCCGAAACAGCAAGAGAAGAAGCAUGUACAUUUCCUUGAAGAGCAAAUCAUUGAACACGAAAAGACAUUAAACAAUCAUCAUUCAGUAUUUACAAUUAAACAGCAAUUAAUCACCGCUUGUCAAAAACUGAACAUUCAAAUUCAAUACGAAGAUCAAUUGGCAGCUAACGAAGACAAUCAAUACGAAUCGAUCUUGAGUCUAUCGAAAGGCGAUCGACUUCUUGCGAAAUUUCGUGGCCAUGGUCUGUCUGUCGUACGUGCGCAUGAAAAUGUGUCGAUGAGUGCUUGGAAAAAUCUACGACAACUCUUCAAUGGAUCGAUACCUGUACCGCGGACAAACUGUAACCGAUAUAUUCGUUAUAUGCACCCUCAACUUACUGUUCAACAGCAAUAA